UUAACUUCGCUGAUAAGGCUGUGUCUGAGACGUGUUGGUUUAACCCUUUUGUGAGACAUGCAGGUGUGUGUUUCAGCCAGGUUCACUAGUAGAUUCAGUCCAAAAAAAGAAGUUUAUUGGUGCUUGAUUGCACCUCUAAUAACUAUUUGGCAGAGAAUAAAUAGCGAAAGUUGUGGUGUGUGUGUGUGUAUCUCAUUUAGAAUAUCUAUCUCUCUAUCUUCAAAGAAUUUGGCACAAUGACAACAAAGUGUAGAGUAUAUUAAAGUAAACUUAACUUAAAUUUGAAUUAUUUACAGUAAUUAUUAAAGUGUUUGAACUUCUCCCUCCCUCUCAUUUCCAUAUGUUCUUUGACCUCUCUUUUCCCCGCCCCCAUCUGCCACAUGCAUACACCCACUUCCCUAACACACUGUGUUAAGGACAUCAGGAGCAUUCUUCCCUGACAUGUGCUUCUGUCACUCAUGCACAUGCAGCCACACAACUACACCACACCCAGUUGUGUUCCCACUGUGUCCUCUGUGUUCCCAGCACAAGGCUGGCACACUGCUCUCAGUCUUGUGAGCACGGCCCUCUGCUCCCCGUCUCUGUAGCUUGGAGCAAAGACCUGAACAAUAUCCCUGAAUCACCUGCAGCUCAAUUACAUUUUCUGUGGAUUUAAUGAUUUUUAAUUGAUAAAAACCUGUCGAUUUGUUUUUUGUGGAUAAACAAGGUAGAGACAAUAAUCCACAGUGGAUUUGUAUUUCAGAAGUGUUCUUCAACUGUGUUAACUCUGUAACUGUGUCUUCCAAAAUGGCACCUGUGAAAAGCUGGGUUGUGGGGCUCCUGCUGGUUCUCUUGUGCCCAUCGCAGGUCCCGCUCUCUGGUGUAGUGAGUGCCCAGGACGUAGCUGAGGAAGACUUGCAUGCCAGAAAUGUUGAGGAGGUUGUGGCUGAAGAGGGUGAAGACGCUGAGGUCGAUGAUGGGGAAGAGGUAGCAGAGGAGGAAGAUGAUGAAGGAUCAGAUAAUGAUUCACAGACUGAUGAACUGGAGGAGGAAGAGGAGACCGCUGAUGAGGAGGAAGAUGCAGAAGAAGAGACUGCUGAGGAAGAGGAGGUGGCUGAUGAAGACGAGGAAGCGGAGGCUGCAGAGGAAGCCGAUGCUGAGGAGGCAGCGAAGGAAGAUGAAGAGGCUGCUGAGGAGGAAGAAGACGAAGAGGCUGCAGAUGAGGAAGAGGAGGCUGAUGAAGAAGAGGAAGAUGCAGAGGAAGUUGACGCUGAGGAGGCAGCAAAGGAAGAUGAAGAGGCUGCUGAGGAGGAAGAAGAUGAAGAGGCUGCAGAUGAGGAAGAGGAGGAUGAUGAGGCACCAGCAGAUGAGGAGGAGGAUGACGAGGAGGAGGCGGCCGCAACUGAAAAUGAUGAUGAAGAGGAGGAUGAGGAGGCUUCUCAAGAGGUUGAGGAGGCAAGUGAAGAGGAGGAUGAAGCAACUGAAGGAGAGGAGUUUGGUGAGGAAGAGGAAGCUGGUGAUGCUGAGGAGGACAACGAAGAGGAUGAGUCUGACAACGAGGAUGCAACAGAAGCAGAGGAAGAUGACGAAGAUGAGCAGGAUGACACAAGUGACGAGGAGCCGGCCACUGACAUGCUGCAGUUCCACCCCAGCUCUUUGUGUAGUGUUUGCUCCAUCUGUGAGCACUGUUCUAAUAACUGUGACAACUGCCCCUGUGAAGAAGGAGAGGAAUCAGAUCACUGUGAGCACUGCCAGGGAUGCUCAUCCUGCUAUAUCUGCCCCUUACUGUGUGACACAAUUUGCACACCAGGUGGCCUUGUUGAUGAGCUAUCUGGGUCCCUCUUUCAGGCCGUUGCCUCUCUACUCUGAGAAACCUUUUGACGCCACCAUGUGGUUGUGUGAGGUGCUCUUCUCAGGAUUGGAGCUGUCCACCUGUCCAUACCUUUCCAGCAACAUGAAAACUCCCACAAGAGCUUGUCAUGAAUGGCUGACAGAAAAACAAAA
This is a messenger RNA of Micropterus dolomieu (smallmouth bass), 1983 nucleotides long. RefSeq names its product cilia- and flagella-associated protein 251-like. The record is from RefSeq and is a predicted model, not a curated record. The transcript has 6 exons. Gene Ontology annotation, molecular function: calcium ion binding. NCBI's taxonomy places the organism in Eukaryota, Metazoa, Chordata, Actinopteri, Centrarchiformes, Centrarchidae. Bases 787 to 1848 code for a protein of 353 amino acids.